CUUGCGGCGGAAGUGUGGCGCUGUUUCGCGGAAGAGAGGUCGAAGUUGUUGUAGAAGAGUUUGGGAGAGGAGGAUGCGACGGGCACUGAGGACAGAGGUAAAUGCAAGCAAAACCAGGGAUUAUCCCUGAAUUACUAUGAAGAAUUAAGACCCCCGCUGGCAUUUCCCCCCCCCAGAGUCUGCCAUGCUAAACAUUGUGUGUUUGGCCUUGAAGAUGUCUGGAGACGCUUGACCCAAUAUGUCAGCAGCGGCUGUCAAUGGCUCUGAUGUUUCACUUGACAGUGAGUCUUUCCACUCUGUGGACACAAUUCUGUUGGACGCCACCACCACCAACGCAAAGCUGCUUAUAAAAGAGGAGAGAUCUGAUUCUCGAGGGAGUUCUUCGGUACCCAAUGAAAAUGAGACCCUGGGGACGGAUGGCGAAGGCUCCACCCACAGCGCCGCAGAGGAGCCGGAGCGGAAAAGAAAGAAGGGUCCCGCGCCGAAGAUGCUGGGGAAUGAAGUCUGCAGCGUGUGCGGGGACAAGGCCUCUGGAUUUCACUAUAACGUGCUGAGCUGCGAGGGCUGUAAAGGCUUCUUCCGGAGGAGCGUCAUCAAAAAUGCAAAGUACACCUGCAAAAACAACGGCAAGUGCCAGAUGGACAUGUACAUGCGGCGAAAGUGCCAGGAGUGCCGGCUGCGGAAAUGCCGGGAGGCAGGCAUGCGGGAACAGUGCGUUCUUUCGGAAGAACAGAUCCGCAGCAAGAAAAUCAGGAAGCAGCAGCAGGAUGAGGAUGUGGUCCGCUCGUCGGCGGUGUUGGUCCCGCCGAGUCCUUGCAUGCUGACCCCGGACAUUGUCCAGCUCACUCCGCAACAGGAAGAGAUGAUCCAACAGCUGGUGUCGGCGCAGCAACAAUGCAAUAAGAGGUCCUUUAGCGAUCAGCCCAAAGUAACGCCGUGGCCCCUCGGCAGCGACCCGAACAGCAGAGAAGCCCGCCAACAGCGCUUCGCUCAUUUUACCGAGCUCGCCAUCAUUUCGGUGCAGGAAAUUGUGGAUUUUGCCAAACAAGUCCCCGGCUUCCUGGAGCUGUCCAGGGAGGACCAGAUAGCUCUGCUAAAAGCCUCCACUAUAGAGAUCAUGCUGCUCGAGACGGCCAGGCGCUACAAUCACGAAACCGAAUGUAUAACCUUCCUCAAGGACUUCACCUACAGCAAGGAUGAUUUCCAUAGAGCAGGUUUGCAGGUAGAGUUUAUAAACCCCAUUUUCGAGUUUUCUCGAGGCAUGAGGCAGAUGCAGCUGGACGACGCAGAGUACGCCCUUCUCAUAGCGAUCAACAUCUUCUCCGCGGACCGGCCGAACGUCCAGAAUCAUCAGCUGGUGGAGAACCUGCAGCUGCCGUACGUCGAGGCGCUGCACUCCUACACUCGCAUAAAGCGACCUCAGGACCAUCUGAUGUUUCCUCGAAUGCUGAUGAAGCUGGUCAGCCUCCGGACACUAAGCAGCGUGCACUCGGAGCAAGUCUUUGCUCUCCGCCUUCAGGACAAGAAGCUGCCACCUUUGCUGUCGGAGAUCUGGGACGUUCACGAGUAACGGAAGACGCGCGGCACGGACCUCAGACCGAACGUUGCAUCUCACUCAGCGAUCCGCUCUACCCGACGCAGAGAGCCGGAAACGGACUCCCGUCAGCCGUGGGCUGAAGACCUCUCUGGCCGUGUCUAUACGAGAGGAGGAGACGAUUUCAUUAGAACGGUGAAGUUGUUUUUGGCAAUGAAAAACAGAAAAAACAGCUUGGGGGGGUAGUUCGGUCCCAAAAUGUUCAUAUUUUAUAUAGCUGACCUUAGGUACAUAGUAUCAGCCCGGUUCUUCCGAUAAAAGCAGGUGUCAGCCACGUGUUGUGUCUCGCGCAAGACCUAGUGCAUCAGAGUCCUGUUUUUUGUCCGGAGUAGUGAGUUAGGGAAGAAAGAAACGGUUAAUACGGUUCAUACCCCCCAAGCUUCUUUUUGUACGGAAUAGCGUUGGCAAACUAACAGUCCCUUACGGAGAUCGGUAACUCGGACCCUAGGCAUGCGUUGGCUGCAAAUGUCCCAGAACCCGACAGCUUUGUGCACAAGAUAUCGACUCAUCCUACACACUGGACUUGUCAUUUUUCCUGCUGGUUUAGAGUUUUUUUCUUUUUACAAGAAAAAAGAAAAGAAAUGUGAGACUGAUUUAAGCGUUGUGUAUCGGGGGGGAGCUACCUAUCCCCCCCUCCCCCCCAAAAAAGUCACUGAUCCUUCUAUCCUUUUUUCUAUAGCACUAAUUUGAAGAGCAUUUUUCUUCCGUCAUCAAAGACUUUUUGAGUACUUUCUGCUUUCCCGUAGCCAUUGAUUUCUAUCCCCUUAUUGAAUUUCGCACUUAUUUGUACUUUUUACCCCCAGCUUAUUUGGAUCCCCCCCCCCCUCAUCCUAAUAUGCACUUGUUUUUUCAAAUUUUGGCUUGGGGAGGAUUACUAUUUUUGGCACUUACCUGGAGCGGUAGAUGUUGCUUAAAUCCCAGAAUAACUCCUGUGUCAAAUCCUCUAUGAUUUGAUAAAAAAAAAAAAUACUUAAAUUUGUUCCUGCCUAUUAGCAACUUGGGUGGUCUGCUUUGGCGUCCCCCUGUGUAAUAAACCUGACAAUCCCCGGUUGAAAUUAUAA
Messenger RNA from Spea bombifrons (plains spadefoot toad), 2655 nucleotides. It is a transcript of the gene NR1H2, whose product is annotated as nuclear receptor subfamily 1 group H member 2. Bases 239 to 1570 code for a protein of 443 amino acids. The record is from RefSeq and is a predicted model, not a curated record. NCBI's taxonomy places the organism in Eukaryota, Metazoa, Chordata, Amphibia, Anura, Pelobatidae. Gene Ontology annotation, biological process: cell differentiation; negative regulation of transcription by RNA polymerase II; positive regulation of transcription by RNA polymerase II. Gene Ontology annotation, molecular function: nuclear receptor activity; RNA polymerase II cis-regulatory region sequence-specific DNA binding; zinc ion binding. The transcript is spliced from 10 exons.